Messenger RNA from Arabidopsis arenosa, 1578 nucleotides. The record is from the annotation of a GenBank genome assembly. Lineage: Eukaryota; Viridiplantae; Streptophyta; Magnoliopsida; Brassicales; Brassicaceae.
CCGACAGCUUCGUUACAAAUAAAGAUGUCAGUGGUAAUAGUCUUGAUACUGGCAUUAACCAGGCUUAUUCCGAUUUACGCGAAAGUUCACGGCGCAGGCAAAAUAUGCGACGAACUUGGCCGGAUAUCAUUGAGUACAAGACCACACAGUGUCUCCAUUACAGAUUUCGGAGCAGUAGGAGAUGGCAAAACGCUCAACACUCUUGCGUUUCAAAACGCCGUUUUCUAUCUUAUGUCUUUCGCCGACAAAGGUGGGGCUCAGCUCUAUGUCCCACCGGGAAAUUGGCUCACCGGAAGUUUCAGCCUCACCAGCCAUCUCACUCUCUUUCUUGAAAACGGCGCCGUUAUAGUCGCCUCUCAGGAUCCAUCGCAUUGGGAACUUGUUGAUCCGUUACCUUCGUAUGGACGGGGAAUUGAUUUGCCUGGAAAGCGAUACAAGAGUUUGAUCAACGGUAACAUGCUACACGAUGUUGUUGUAACAGGUGAUAAUGGAACCAUAGAUGGUCAAGGCUUGGUUUGGUGGGAUCGGUUUACUUCUCAUUCCUUAAAGUAUAACCGUCCUCACCUCAUCGAGUUUCUUUCUUCUGAAAAUGUAAUUGUCUCCAAUCUUACGUUCUUGAAUUCUCCUGCUUAUACAAUCCAUUCAAUCUACUCUAGCCAUGUAUAUAUUCAUAAGAUAUUGGCUCAUUCUUCUCCCGAAUCUCCUUAUACUAUCGGUAUUGUACCAGAUUCUUCUGAUUACGUCUGCAUCCAAAACUCUACCAUUAACGUGGGUUAUGAUGCGAUUUCCCUCAAAAGCGGUUGGGAUGAAUAUGGAAUUGCCUAUUCUCGUCCCACUCAAAAUGUUCAUAUAAGAAAUGUGUACCUUCGAGGAGCUUCUGGUUCGUCUAUCUCCUUUGGCAGUGAAAUGUCUGGUGGAAUAUCUGAUGUCGUGGUCGAUAACGCCCAUAUACACAACUCGUUAACGGGCAUUGCUUUUAGAACCACAAAAGGCAGAGGUGGUUACAUCAAAGAGAUCGAUAUAUCAAACAUCGAUAUGUCGAGAAUAGGUACUGCCAUUGUGGCUAAUGGUAGCUUUGGAUCUCACCCGGAUGAUAAAUAUGACGUAAAUGCUCUCCCUCUUGUGAGUCACAUCAGAUUAAGCAACAUUUCUGGAGAAAACAUCGGCAUUGCAGGGAAACUGUUUGGGAUCAAAGAAUCUCCCUUUAGCUCAGUGGCUUUGUCGAAUAUCUCUUUGUCGAUGAGCUCAGGUUCUUCAGUUUCUUGGCAAUGCUCCUACGUUUACGGGUCCUCAGAGUCAGUCAUUCCUGAACCGUGUCCCGAGCUGACGAGAGAUGAUGAUGCUUACGCUAGAGCUGCAGUCUAAUGAAACAGACUGCAAAAAAAAACCCAAGAGAUUCUUUCAUAAGAUUCAAUUCAUCCAUCAAUUCAUAUUUUCUGGAGUUAGAAAAGGUCAGAUUCUUUCCUCAAGCAAACCACAUUGUCUUUAGAUCAUACAUGUUACUUUUGGUUACUCUAGUUUAUUAUUUUUAUUUUAUCUUGUUUGCAUAUUGUGAGAUAAGAAAUCUGUACAGGUUUA